UCCUGAACCUCGUUUUUGGAUCGAUCAUCGCUAACUGUUUUAACGUAGUUCAAAGGUUAUUAUAAUUCCCUGCAUAAAAAAAGAGUAAAGAUGGAAGAAAUUGGUAUAGUUGUUUCACCGGAUAAGGAAGAUACCUCUAGUAUUAGUACAGACACCAGGCCAAGUACUAGCAUUAAAGGAAGUGGUCUAGAAGACUUAGAUACGGAUGACCUUUACACACGAUUUAAGAAAUUACAACGUCAGUUAGAGUUCUUAGAAGUCCAGGAGGAGUACAUAAAGGAUGAACAGAAGAAUCUCCGCAAGGAAUUGCUACAUGCACAAGAGGAAGUGAAGAGGAUCCAGAGUGUUCCGUUGGUUAUUGGUCAAUUCCUAGAAGCAGUAGACCAGCAUACAGGCAUUGUGGGCUCUACAACAGGGUCUAACUACUAUGUGCGAAUCUUAAGUACAAUAGAUCGUGAACUAUUGAAGCCUAGUGCGUCCGUUGCAUUACACAAACACAGCAACGCAUUGGUGGACGUCCUGCCUCCAGAAGCUGAUAGCAGUAUAUCAAUGCUUGGUGCAGAUGAAAAGCCUGAUGUAGCCUAUGCAGAUAUUGGUGGUAUGGACAUGCAGAAGCAGGAGAUACGAGAAGCUGUGGAGCUACCCCUAACACACUUUGACCUCUACCAGCAAAUAGGCAUUGACCCGCCACGAGGUGUGCUCAUGUACGGUCCGCCUGGAUGUGGAAAGACUAUGUUAGCUAAAGCAGUUGCCCACCACACGACAGCAUCAUUUAUUCGAGUUGUUGGGUCCGAGUUCGUUCAAAAGUAUCUAGGAGAAGGUCCACGUAUGGUGCGCGAUGUAUUCCGCCUUGCACGUGAGAAUGCUCCAGCUAUUAUCUUCAUUGAUGAAAUCGAUGCCAUAGCUACAAAGAGAUUUGAUGCACAAACUGGAGCUGACAGGGAGGUUCAAAGAAUUUUGCUGGAGUUGCUGAACCAAAUGGAUGGCUUUGACCAAACUGUCAAUGUUAAGGUUAUUAUGGCCACUAACAGAGCAGAUACACUUGACCCCGCAUUACUACGUCCAGGUCGUUUGGAUAGAAAGAUUGAGUUCCCAAUGCCAGACCGCCGUCAGAAGCGCCUCAUCUUCAGCACGAUUUGCGGAAAAAUGAAUCUAUCAGACGAAGUGGACUUGGAAGAUUAUGUUGCAAGACCUGACAAGAUAUCUGGUGCUGAUAUCAAUGCCAUUUGUCAAGAGGCUGGUAUGCGGGCUGUCAGAGAAAACCGUUAUGUUAUAUUGGCUAAAGAUUUUGAGAAAGGCUACAAAAACAACAUUAAGAAAGAUGAAUCUGAACAUGAAUUCUACAAGUAAAUUUAUACAUAUGGCUGAUAAAUUAAUGUCGCCUUUCAAAGCAUUGUCAGUUUGUAUACCAUACUGAUAAUGAUGAAAUAUAAUGGUGAAAAAUAAAUUGCAAAAUUAAGGUUGAUUAUGUGCAAAAUAAUACAGCCUUAUUGAGCAUCUCAAGUAUAAUAGCACCAACUGAUAAGGUUACUACAACAAAAUAGAGCUAAAACUAUGUACCCCGUGUUCCAAAAACAUCUCUAACAUGUUUGUAAAGGUAUCUGUAAAAAAAGUGUUUGAUCAAGGUAUUUUCUGAUCAGAUCAGCAACCUUGUAGCGAUCUAAUCAAGUUUCAGUGAAUAAAAAUAUAAUGAAUAUUA
Molecule: messenger RNA, 1699 nt
Organism: Anneissia japonica
Lineage: Eukaryota; Metazoa; Echinodermata; Crinoidea; Comatulida; Comatulidae
Product: 26S proteasome regulatory subunit 6B
Exons: 10
Coding region: 91-1350 (419 amino acids)
Biological process (GO): proteasome-mediated ubiquitin-dependent protein catabolic process
Cellular component (GO): proteasome regulatory particle, base subcomplex
Molecular function (GO): ATP hydrolysis activity; ATP binding; proteasome-activating activity
Source: RefSeq, a predicted model, not a curated record